This is a messenger RNA of Carica papaya (papaya), 2055 nucleotides long. Its product is annotated as NAC domain-containing protein 71-like. The record is from RefSeq and is a predicted model, not a curated record. Gene Ontology annotation, molecular function: DNA binding. Gene Ontology annotation, biological process: regulation of DNA-templated transcription. Lineage: Eukaryota; Viridiplantae; Streptophyta; Magnoliopsida; Brassicales; Caricaceae.
UCAGCUACUGUAAUUAGACUGUGAUAAUCCCCUUGAAAGGCCUUUUUACCAGCUGACAAGGAUUCAGCUGGACGAGGGAGAGGAUUCAACGGUCAUGACAUUAAGUGGGCGGGAGUAACUGUAUAAGUGUGAAAAGAGUUUCUCUUCGUGGGCCAUUCCUGUGGAAUUUUGGAGAGGUUGCAGACAAGUAAUCUGUAAACUUUCGGUCCAUGUUUUUUCUUUAAUUAAUAAUUUAUUUAUUUAUGAGGAACUUUUGGUACUUGGUUGCUUCUUCGUCUCAUUCCAAAUCUUAUAUAACUUGCUAUAUUCCUCUCCUGUAACUCUACUUCCACUCUCUUCAUUUCCUUCUAAGUUCCCUCCUUUUUAAUUGAUUGAGUUUCUUGUUCAUCCAGACUUUUCACUUAUACCCAAAAUUAAUUCAACCCAAAAUCUGAACCUUUUUGUAUUGUUAGGAUCAGAUUUUUGCUACAUCAAUCGAUUAGGCUUCUAGGUAUUGCUAUAAAUUAACUGGGUAUUUGCUUCUAUAUCAUUCAGUUUCUGUUCACUAUAUAUCUGGGUAAGUGGUGGGUGGGUAAUAUAUAAUUUGAUUAAGCAAGAGUAGCAAGUUUUAAGGACAAUGUUUAUGCAAUACAAAAGGUGCAAUCCAUGGAAGUUGCACUUCAUCCUUGACAAGAAAUCAAGUGUGGAUAAAAGCUUCUACUUUUGGAUUUUUCAGAUCUUUAAUAGGUACAGCUUAGGCACUUAGCCAAACAGAUCUUUGUUUAGCUACUUUCUUGUGUUCUAUCUUUUUCUUUCUUCUUCUUUUGGUAUAGUAAUUGUAUAAGAAAUAGUGAGUGAAAGAAAGAGUGAUGAGAGGAGCAUCGCUGCCACCGGGUUUUCGAUUCCAUCCAACUGAUGAGGAACUGAUUGAUUAUUACUUGAAAAGAAAAGUACAAGGACUGGAGAUUGAGCUUGAAGUAAUCCCUGUGGUUGAUUUAUACAAGUUUGAUCCUUGGGAAUUACCAGACAAAUCCUUCCUUCCAAGACGAGAUAUGGAGUGGUUUUUCUUUUGUCCAAGGGAUAGGAAGUACCCAAAUGGAUCACGAACAAAUCGAGCCACCAAAUCAGGUUACUGGAAAGCAACUGGAAAAGAUCGAAAAGUGGAGUGUCAGUCUACCAUUGCUGGCUACCGCAAGACCUUGGUUUUUUACCAUGGACGCGCCCCUUUAGGCAAUAGAACAGAUUAUGUAAUGCACGAAUAUCGACUCUAUGAUGAUGAUCUUCCUCAAGGCUCACAAAAUGUUCAGGGAGCUUUUGCUUUGUGUCGUGUGGUUAAAAAAACACAUGGAGACCUGAAAUUCAAGAGCGUUGGAGAAAGCUCAAGCAACCCGGAUAUCAGUCCUUCAGCAAGUGAGCCACAAGGGAGUAACCCCUGCAAUGAUAACCGUCAAGCCAGUCCUCUUGUCUCUCCAUAUCCUUAUGGUGAAGCAAGAGUAAUUCCAUCACUUGAAAAUGUUUGUAUGGACAGCAAUCCUACAAGUCCGUGGAUCUCACCAGAGUUAAUUGUUGAUUCUUCCAAGGAUUACCCACAAGUGGAAGAAGCUGCAUCAGAGUACUUUCCGUCAUUCGAGUUUAGUUCAGUUAGCUCGGUGAAUCAAUGGCAGCAAUAUGAAAACCAGGAACCUAUCUCAAAUUAUAAUGGGGAAAUUGCUUGCAUGUCACCUUACUUGGAAUAUAUAAACUUCAUGGACUUUUAUGGGGAUGAAGAUAUGCGUUAUGAUCAUUGUACCAGUUCAUAGUAACCCUGUAAUUUACCAGAACAGAGUUCAAAAGUUGAAAGACUUAGCCCCAGUUUGCAAGUUCAGAGAAUCUUAGUAUGAUGAGAAUAGUCUCCGAGACAAUGCCUUUUAACGUUUGCUCUUGGAGUGAAAUAAAUAUAAAUAUACAGGUGUAUGUGUAUGUGUAUGUGUUUGUGUGUGGAGAAAAUGGAGUGAAAAAGUCAUUGUGUGUCUGCUUUCUUGUCUCUGCCAAGUGUAAAAGUUUCUCUUGUCCACUUUGAUAAAGGGACUUUGAGCC